Molecule: messenger RNA, 630 nt
Organism: Priceomyces carsonii
Lineage: Eukaryota; Fungi; Ascomycota; Pichiomycetes; Serinales; Debaryomycetaceae
Product: GET complex subunit
Exons: 1
Coding region: 1-630 (209 amino acids)
Biological process (GO): tail-anchored membrane protein insertion into ER membrane
Cellular component (GO): GET complex
Molecular function (GO): protein-membrane adaptor activity
Source: RefSeq, a predicted model, not a curated record
AUGUUAGUGUUCUCUUUGGAAUCGGCCACAUUGUUAGCCGUCGUAUUUUUAGUGCUAUUUUUCCAGAAGUUGACGACAUUAGUGGGUAAAGGCAAUAUUUCAGAUUGGGCAUGGUAUGGUUAUAGGAAGUAUGCGGUAAGCAUCGGAGAUGCCGAAAUCAGCAGUUUAGCCGCCAAAUCAAAGGAGUUGAACGAAGUGAAUAAGGAGAAGAAGUCAAUUAGUGCACAAGAUGAGUACGCCAGGUGGACAAAAUUGAAUAGAAAAUCAGAUCAGCUUACAAAUGAGCUUAAGACAUUAAAUGAGCAAUUAAUACUGAAGAAGAGCGUUUUGACAAAAUAUGUGAAUUUUAUUAUUAUGCUUACAACCACAAUUCCUCUUUGGUUCAUAAGAUAUUGGUAUAGAAAGACAGUUUUAUUUUACUUACCGAAAGGUGUUUUUCCUCCUCUGAUAGAGUGGUUUCUCGCUCUUCCAUUCACUCAGGUGGGAGGUAUAGGGUUGACGGUAUACAUCUUUUCUGUUAAUUCUGUUUUAUCAGACUUAUUCUUCUUAUUAAGCUUCCCUUUUUCUAAAUCAGUUGAUGAGCCCGAAGAGCCCUUAAAGAAUGAGAUUCCUAUUGGAGAAAAGGAUUAG